Molecule: messenger RNA, 785 nt
Organism: Trichoderma virens Gv29-8
Lineage: Eukaryota; Fungi; Ascomycota; Sordariomycetes; Hypocreales; Hypocreaceae
Exons: 3
Coding region: 227-757 (176 amino acids)
Cellular component (GO): Golgi apparatus
Source: RefSeq, a predicted model, not a curated record
CAACAGACACCAACUUUGCUUUUGAGCAGCUUCAAGAGACCUGCGCCGUUCAGCUCUGCUGCGUAUCCAAGCUCCUUGCAUACUCAAUAUCGGAUUACCGUGGCAUCUACAGUCGCUGUUGCCUGAUCACUCCUUGCAGCCACGCGCAUCAGCAUAGCAUCGGCAUCUAUAUAUCUCGACAAGUUCAGUGUUCAGACAAGGACAUCAAGGCCAAAAACCAUCCAACAUGUCUCGCAUCCAGAUUCCCCUCGACCUCAUCACGUCCCGCCUCAACCUUGGAGAGCGCUUCCAAGGCCUCCGUGCGGGACCUCUGAGCGGCCGUUUCUCCAAUCUGCGCCCCAUCUCCGAGUUCUUCGACUUCAAGCGUCUGUCCAAGCCGGCCAACUUCGGCGAGGUGCAGUCCCGCGUCAACUACAACCUGGGCCACUUCUCCAGCAACUAUGCUGUCGUCUUUCUCAUGCUCAGCAUCUACGCCCUCUUGACCAACUGGCUUCUGCUCUUCGACAUCAUCUUCGUUAUCGGAGGCAUGUUUUUAAUCAGCAAGCUUGACGGCCGAGAUCUCGAAAUUGGAACAUUCAAGGCCACCACUUCCCAGCUUUGGACUGGAUUGUUGGUCAUCAGCAUUCCCAUUGGUCUUAUUUCUUCUCCAUUCUCGACCCUGCUCUGGCUCAUCGGAGCUAGCGGCGCGAGUAUUCUCGGCCAUGCGAGUUUCAUGGACAAGCCCAUCGAUGAGGCUUUUUCCGGGGAGGCGGUCUAAAUGGUCGGCCGCGAGCUCCCAAAUUUGC